AUGCCUAAUGGAAUAACAAAAAGUGAUGUACCAUUUGCUACAUUGGUUUCGGGUGAAAGUAAUUGCAAGCGAAUAGGCUUGGUAGAAUUAGAUAGAGAAAGCAAAGUGGCAAUACAAGGAAUGGAAAUGGAUAAUAAAAUAAUUGUCUUUGAUGGAAGAGAAGAAAAUUAUAGAAGUAAAAACCGCUUGAUAAUAAUAAAAAUUAAAUUGUUUAUGGUAAAUGCACAAGAAUUAUUAGACAUUACUUAUACUAAACAAGAAAAAGAAUUAACAAAAAAAAUAGAUCUCAGCAACCAAAAUCUCACUGGAUCCUUAACCAUCCAAGACUUCCCCAACCUAGAAACCAUUAAAUGCGGCAACAAUAAUCUUACCAGCCUGGAACUCAUCAAUUUACCAAAAUUAAAUUAUUUUCAUGCUAACAAUUGCCAACUCAAUUAUAUAAUCAUCGAUAAUUGUCCAAACAUCACCGAAUUCAACUCUGCCAACAACCUCCUCACCAGCACUGAAUUUCACAACAAUCUAAACUCCGAAAAACUAACUCAUUUAAGUAUUCACAGCAAUAACUUUCAAGAGCAAGACUUAUCUUUUUUAAGCAAAUUCAGCAACUUAGAAAAAUUAUUCAUCGAUAAUCACAGUCAAGAAAAACUUCACCAAAACAUUUACAAUCGCUUCACCGAUGAAAAUUAUCCUCCUCAUACUAAUCGGCAGUAUUAUUCAGAAAUAAUUAUGAAUGAUAAGAAUGUGGUCGGGAAAUUAGAUUUGGGUGGUUUUAGGGGUUUAAAGAAAUUAAUUUGUUCUGAUAAUCAAUUAACUGAUUUAGAUUUAAGUGAUUGUCCAAAUUUGCUGGAACUUAAUUGUUCUAAUAAUGAAUUUACUAACACUAAAUUUUUACAAACCAUACCUGAUAAAGGAAAAUUAGAAGUGUUAAUUAUAGAAAAAAAUAAGAAUUUAACUCCUCAAACAUUAGAUUUUUUAACUCUUUUUACCAACUUGCACAAAUUAGACCUUAGUGAUAAUGAAUUCAUUGGCAGUUUAAAACCCUUAGAAAAGAUGAAAGAAUUAAGAUUGAUUGACAUUAGUCGCACUGACAUCGAUUCAGGAUUAGAAUAUUUACCAGAUAAUUGCCGAGGGUUAUAUUGUGAUCCUGAUGCAAAAAAAAGAGAAUCACAACUGCCAGCCAGCAAAAUAGUAGAAUUAGACACUUUACAAUCUCCAGAACAAUUCAGCAAAUUUGGCUAUCUAAGUGCUGUAGAGUUAUCUUCCACAGUCACUACCGUAGUUGGAGGUGCCUUGACCUUACUAGAUUACGCCACUACCGGAGGAGUUAUUACUUUAGUAGCUCCCUUAGUGGGAGCUGGGGCUUCCCAGAUAAAAAUCGGAAUAUUAAAACUAACCAAAGAUCAUAAACUGGACAAAGUUAGUGAGGCAUUGGAAAUUUUAAAUAAUAGAGUUAACGACUUUUUGGAUGCCUACGAUAAACCUGGAACUAGUGGAGAAAGAAAUGGAGUAAUUGAUCUUGCCGAAUUAACUUCCUUAGAAGCCCGACAAGAAUUAGCCCAAGAUUUUAGUAAAGAAAGACCCGAAGGAGGCGGUAGCCAAUUAGGUGAUAUUGUUCAAGCCCUGAUAAAAUUAGAGGAGGAAAUAAGAAAAUAUCGCCAAGGAUUUUAUUAUGGAGUUAGUGAAGAAGAAGGUUCGGGAACAAUUAAUAAAGAAAGCGAACCAAUUAAACCAGCGGAAGCAAGUAAUAAUCAGUUACCAGUUAGAGAAAAACCUUGUUUUAAUAUUUAUAGUAAUGCCGGAGCAGAAGGAGGAGCUCGGCAAGCAGUAUUUCAUUUUCAUCUGCAUGUAGUCCCUGAAAGAGAAGUGGAGAAGUAUCAAGAGAUAGAAAAGUCUUUACAAACUAAGCAAGGAGUAAUUGCUGAAAAUAAGCAGGCUUUGGCUAAGUUAAUUGAUCGGGAGCAGGCUUCCGAUUAUGGUCAUGUAGUUAUUAGUAGUAAAGAGUCUGAUAAUGACCUAAAUCAGAUUGGCGGCUUGUCUCGGUCAGAUAAUUCUGAAUUACAAAUUCAUCUUAUACCUCGCUAUAAAUCUCAGGGUCAUGCAGCGAAAGAAGAGAUUCCAAUUCCUAAAGAAGUGUUAGAGGUGGCGGAGAGAUUAAGAAGGGCAGAUAAUGAAAUAAGUCAGAGGGAAGAAAAUAAUCUACUCCAAAACCAAGUAGAAAUUCCUCCCAAAA
Molecule: messenger RNA, 2230 nt
Organism: Racocetra persica
Lineage: Eukaryota; Fungi; Glomeromycota; Glomeromycetes; Diversisporales; Gigasporaceae
Source: the annotation of a GenBank genome assembly